CAAUGGGUGAUGUUAGAUUUGGUGAAAAGUAUUUACUACAGGAAGAGCAAGGUAAAUAAUAUAUAUGAAGCCUAUCCACGUACUACUGUACUACAGGAGAUUGGUUCCUAUGGUAGGCUUUGACCGUGGAAAAGCUGCGCUUGUCUAACCUUCAACCUCGAUCCCAUCCUAAAUCCAAAAUGCCCUCCAAAGGAUGGUUCAACCUCGAAUCCGCGGGUGGUAUGAUCCCCGAAACUCAGUUCUUCGAGGGCGACUCUGCUUUCAAGUUCCUCGGCUUAACUCGUACACAAAGAUUAUACGGCUUCAGUUGGCUGUCUCAUCAUUGGCUCGGUAGUUUUGCAGUGUUGUACACUAUUGGUAUCUUGGUGUCUCUCAUCGGCACCGGUUUUGUCAUUGGAUUUGCUUCCCAAAUUAAGCUAAUGUUCAAACCCGUACGAAUCAUCGCCACAGUCGUAUUCCUCGGCUCAGUAGGCCUCGUCUUUGUCGGUGCCUUCGUACUUAAGAACGAGGUACUUUGCAUCAUUUUCGUCAUCAUCGAAUACCUCGCCUACACCUGGUAUAACCUAUCAUACAUUCCAUACGCCCGAUCAGCAGUGCUCAAACUCGUCGGAAUGAGUUAAUUAUACGUAUGUUUACGAAACCAUCAUAAGUAACGCCUCAUGUCCCACUGCUUUGCAAUGCCAUAUCAAU
This is a messenger RNA of Suillus bovinus, 690 nucleotides long. RefSeq names its product SFT2-domain-containing protein. Bases 180 to 620 code for a protein of 146 amino acids. Lineage: Eukaryota; Fungi; Basidiomycota; Agaricomycetes; Boletales; Suillaceae. Gene Ontology annotation, biological process: vesicle-mediated transport. Gene Ontology annotation, cellular component: membrane. The record is from RefSeq and is a predicted model, not a curated record. The transcript has 9 exons.